AUGUCGCUCGCUAGAAUCACCAAGACCUCGGUCGCGGCCGUGCUGGCCGUGUGCGCCUCCGCGGCGUGCGCUGCCGGCAAUAACUCCGCCUCCGGCCUCGUUUCCUCGACUUACUUCGCGGGAUACCACGCCAACCGCGGAUUCCCCGUAUCUGACAUGCCGUGGGAGAAGUACACGGACGUCAAGUACGCUUUCGCCGAGACUUCGGAGGACGGCUCUCUCAACUUGACCAAGUCCGCUCCCGAUCAACUUCCGGCAUUUGUCUCGGCCGCCAAGGCCAAGAACGUCAAGGCUCUUGUUUCCGUCGGAGGAUGGACCGGCAGCCGUUGGUUCAGCACUGCCUUUGGAAGCGCAGAGAACCGCACUGCUUUCGUCAAGACCUGCCUAGACCUUGUUGAGAAGUACUCUCUCGAUGGUCUCGACUUCGACUGGGAGUACCCCAACCGCCAGGGUCUCGGCUGCAACGCCAUCAACAAGGACGACACUGCGAACUUCCUCUCCUUCCUCCAAGAGCUCCGCCAGAAGCAGCCCAAGCAGCUCUACCUGACCGCGGCCACCAGCUUGUUCCCUUGGUACAACACCGCCGGCGUCAGCAGCGUCAACGGUACCCUCAGCGGCUUCGCCGACGUCCUCGACUAUGCCAUGAUCAUGGCCUACGAUAUCUACGGCGCCUGGGCGGCCACCGGCGGCCCCAACGCUCCUCUGGCCUACACCUGCGACUCGCGCAACAACCAGGGCGGAGCCAAGGAGGGUGUUGACAAGUGGAUCAACGCCGGCAUCCCGGCCAACAAGCUCGUCCUCGCCGUCGGCGCUUACGGACACGGUUUCUCCGUCAACUCUACCAGCGCCUUCUCCGGAAGCAACACGCUGAACGCGUACCCGGCCCAGAACAGCAGCAACCGCUUCCAGGGCAGCAGCUGGGACGACGACCCGCGUGUCGACGACUGCGGUAACGCUUCUCCCCCUAGCGGCACCUACCAGUUCUGGAGCUUGAUCAAGGAGGCCAACUUCCUCGAUGAGACUGGCAAGCCUCGUGAGGGUAUUGCCUCCGGCUUCGACAACUGCAGCAUGACUCCUUUCAUGUACAACGAGACUGCUCAGAUCUGGGUUUCCUACGACAACCCCGAGUCCCUCACUGCCAAGGGCAAGUACAUCACCAGCUCCAAGCUUGCUGGCUUUGCCAUGUGGGAGGCUGGCGGUGACUACAAGAACAUUCUCAUCGAUUCUAUCCGCUCCGCUGUUGGAUUGUAA
Colletotrichum karsti is the source of this 1251-nucleotide messenger RNA. Its product is annotated as glycosyl hydrolase family 18. The transcript is spliced from 3 exons. Gene Ontology annotation, cellular component: extracellular region. Lineage: Eukaryota; Fungi; Ascomycota; Sordariomycetes; Glomerellales; Glomerellaceae. Gene Ontology annotation, molecular function: chitinase activity; chitin binding. Gene Ontology annotation, biological process: carbohydrate metabolic process; chitin catabolic process. The record is from RefSeq and is a predicted model, not a curated record. Bases 1 to 1251 code for a protein of 416 amino acids.